This is a messenger RNA of Trachemys scripta elegans, 3869 nucleotides long. RefSeq lists its product as uncharacterized. The record is from RefSeq and is a predicted model, not a curated record. Gene Ontology annotation, biological process: actin filament bundle assembly. Gene Ontology annotation, molecular function: actin filament binding. Gene Ontology annotation, cellular component: plasma membrane; actin cytoskeleton. NCBI's taxonomy places the organism in Eukaryota, Metazoa, Chordata, Testudines, Emydidae. The transcript is spliced from 2 exons. The coding region runs from base 8 to 3487 and encodes 1159 amino acids.
UCAGUUGAUGAUGAAGGAGGUAUGUUCCUCAUGCCUCCAGCCUGUCUCUUCUAUGGAGUGUGUGGCAGCCAACAAGGUCCUUCUGCACCACUCAUGCUUCUGCUGCAAGCUCUGCAAGAGGAAGCUAAGCUUGCAUAACUACACUGCCCUCCACGGGGCGUUUUACUGUGAAGUCCAUUACCAGCAGCUUGCCAAAGCCAGGGGAGGAAGCAAGAAGGAAAAGAUUGAAUGCAAACAACAGGAUCAGCAGCUACACGCAAUGCUAACACCAGGCCUAGGAUCAGAGCCCAGGAACAGAUAUAACAAGGCAGAAAAGAAAAUUGUGGAGACAGAGAAACUGCAACCCAGAUCCUUUAAUUCACAUCCACAUCUCAGCUUGGGGCCACCUGAUGGAAUGAGGCAGCUGCGCAGUGAGUUUGUCUCGAGAAACCAGUUCAGAACUAGCUGGCCGCCUUUGAAAAAAAGCUCUGCAGAGGCACCCAGAAACCCCGACAAACCUGGAAAGAGUGAGGGGCGAGACACUGCAUUGAAUUUACAAACCUACCAGGCUGCGGGCAGCAGAGCAGAUGGGGUUAUGCUCAAGACACGUGAUGGGAAAUCAAUAGCAGAAAUGGCUAUGAAAGAGAAACCAAGCCUGUUACCUAGGGUCACCUUUCUAAAGGAGGCAGGGCCAGGUUUUUCCUGGGUGAAAGCAGGAGGUGGGAAAGGAGCGCUCAGAGACGGUAAAAAGAAGCUGGGGUCCGUGGAGGGAAACGUGGCGACAGCUCCGAAAGGAAAGCAAGGGAGCAGAGUAUCAGAGAAAGUUGCUGUGUUCCAGCAGAGUAAACCCAGACUGGAGAGCAAGAGUGUUCCUGCCAUCUCGCCGUUAGCCUUGGUGCCUGUGAAACCUCCUGCGCAUGCUUCAUUCAUCUCCCAUUCAAAAGCAUUAAGAGCUACUAAUGGGGCAUCUACAAGAGCCGUUCAGGCUGGUGCUCUCUGUACUGCAGAACUCCUGCCGAAGGAUAACAAGCUUAGUGUAACUCGCUCCACCGAGGGCCUGUUUAAUGAAAGAAACAUAAACCUUAGCAUAGCGAGAGCUGAAUCUGUUCCCAAAAGUAUCGUUAAUUUGCCUGAACUGACUCUAUCCAUGAGUUCCAAUACACAGGACCAGCAGCAUCCCGAGGAUACCGGGAGUGGCGCACUGGCCUCUCACGUACCAGGAGAAGCUGAGACGCACAGCGUUGCAAACAUGGUACCAGAAUGCGGAGCAGGGGGUUACAUUUCUUCCCAGCAUAAGCCUGAACCUCAGAUACAUCCAGCUGAACAUGAUGCGGUCAAAGGCAAUGAAACAACUUGCCUCCCCAGUAAGUCAGUGACGUCUUACGCAGCGGCUGGUUCACCGGAGCUGGGAGUUUGGGGGCCAUUACUCCAGACAGCUGAGCAGGUGCAUGAGGAUUCAGAGACAGACAGCCAAGAGUUCUCUGGACACCUAAUGCCACUAACGUAUGAGGCAAACGUGCAGGGAUGUGGAGAAGACCUCAAAAGCACUGGGGCAGCGGUUGAGAAGGUGAAGAAAAUGCAGCCAGAGAGCAAAGAGUGUUAUGAAUUUGUGGCGCAUACUCCUGGUCAUCUCUCUCAGGAAAGCAAGCCAGAAGGAAGCGCCAUCUCUUCAGCUGGACAAGCAGGGAGAACAGAUGAUCAAACUGGGUCCUACUUACCAGAAAUGGAAUCUCAAAAUACAUAUGAUCCCCUAGUAAAUAGCCCACAAGGGGAUAUUUUGAUAGAUAAUGUUAAAUUAUCUACUAGGGACAUUUCAGGAUCAAUGGACACACAUCUGAAUGCAGCUAGCACUACUGGGAUCUCACACGAUAAGCCCAGCAGCUCAGAAGAUACUAAACUCAAGUCAAAGGGUCAAGAUGACCCUUUGGGACAGAGCAUCCUCCACAUUUCUGAGCCACUGGGCAAAAAGUUAGAAGCUUUCAGAUCUAAUGAAACAGCAGACAAACCUGAAACUCACCUAGCAGGAAAUGGGAACGUGGAUGUGAAACCCCAACAUGAAAGUGAGUCAAAUGGAACGGCUAGUGCUCCCCAAGGCAAAGGGACUAGAAAUGGUCAUGCCAGGAAAGAUACACUCGCAAAAGCUUCCAGUCUUGGGAAAAAUCCGUUUGCUAGGCUCUUUGCUUCCGAAAAUAAAGACAGCACCUCAAAGAAAGCGCUUGCAGGGAAAAAGAAAUCCACUAAGCCCCAGUCUGCCUUGGUGACAUUAUUUGGCUAUUCCUCAAAUAAAGUAAGGAAUCCAAAGGAAAGUCUUACAAAACCUUCACCGAAACUUUCAGAGCAAACAAACAAUGGAGAUCAGCAGGAACCUUCCCAGAUUGGAAGCUCCUCAAGCCAGUCAAGGCAAAAGGUCAACAAGAAAGAGGAAGCAUCAGAUGCCGUUACUCAGAUUGGAAGAGCAGAGGCAACCCCACAAGAUUCACCGCAGAGUUCGGGGUACCACCUGGGAGAUGGACUAAGUGAACGUUUUCCACAUUUAGACAGCACUGAAGUCUUAGGGUCCAAUGUGCUUUUGUUGACUCCUGGUGCAGACAGUUUGAGUAAUGCUAGCAAUUUACAUGAGGCACCUAGUCUUGAAUUUCAUGACCAACCUGAUUUAAAUGUGCAAACUGCACAACAGGGGGAUGCCAAUUGCUCAUCUUUGAUUCCAUCAGGAGACUCUCAGGAAGAAUCUCUGGCAACCAAGGAAGGCAGACAGCCGUCUAUGGGACCAACAGCUUCAGCAGACUCUAGACUGAGUCUGACCAGUGAAGGAAAGCAUUAUGACACAUGUCUACAUAAAAUGGAAAACAUGGCUGGUUUGGAUGAUCAAGAUUCAAAGAUCAGGACUGGAACCUUUUCUACAUUAAGUCAUUUAGGAGCGUCACACAAAGAAAUUGACCUUCCCUUGGAAGAUAGAAAUCUUUUAGAGUCCAGUACACUUUUGUUGUCUGCAGGGGCCAGUAAUUUAAAAAGCACAAGCAAAAACUUUCCUGGCAUCAGUGGCACAGAUAUCCCAUGCCCAGCUGAUUCAGACAUGCAAAAUUUGCAAGCAAAGUAUCAACCUUCCUCCAAUUUAAAUUCCUCAGAAUUAUACAGUACAAGUCCAUGGCAGAGAAAUGACCCUCAGCUGUUAUUAAAAUCCAGCUCCCUUCUCCUGAUGGAAGAAGGGCUUUUAGAUAUUGACGAUACUCAUGGAAAUUGGAACUCUGAGCUGUUACAGCAGUUUGAUCUGGACUCCCAGCUUCAGGUGAAUACAGAUCCUUUUGGACUGGGUCUCGACACUAGACAACCAACUACUGAUCAUCUGAAUACUUGGGGAGACAACUUUCAACCAAUGUCCACAUCUACUCCCCACGUUUCUGAGCCCCUUAAUGAUAUCCUGGAUACCUUGAAUACAGAAGCAACAGUAGCACUCCAGCAAGCACUGAUGAUAGUGGAAGAGAGUGCACAAGCACCAGAUCUUCCAUAGUAUUGCAUGAUGUCCAGCCCCACGCAAACCUGGUUUUACUUAAUGAUGGUUUUAAAACCCGAGACUGGUUUAUAUAGAUGAGAUUAAUGGAUAAAAGCACAAACACACACAUACCCUUAAUUAGCGGACACUGGAAGACGUUUGCUUCACAAAAUCAGAUCAGAAAUCCAGCCAGGAGGUGACAAUCGUGCUGAAUUUGAAUGCCUGCGAUCAUUUUUGAACGGCCUGGAGAUCAGAGUUUGAGAUCACAGCCCAGGUCCUAGUGAAUAAGUGUCCAUAUCACAAAAUCCAUGAUCACUGCUGGAUCCCUUUGUGACGGGUUGGAUCACAGAAACCCCCUUGGGAGCUGCCACCCAAUGUACCAAGACUACCCCUGUUCCUG